UUCUCUCUCGCAAUUUCACAGAGACAUGAUGACUGAAACGGUUUAUAUGGCGCGAGUGACCAUGGAAGGGGUUCCACAGCUCCCAAACAACAACAGCAACAACAUCAGCAGGUACCCUGGUGCAGAAUCAACAGGUGUGCCAAAUUUCCCUGUUGCGAGCAAAAGUGCGGGGCACAUCAGGGUACACCAUCAACAGCAGCAGCAACAGCAAAAGAAACCCGCUGUUGCCCAGCACAGACCCGCCUCAGUGGGACCCGGGAUACCGGUGAAUAAUAGCGGGACAGAUGCUUCUGCGGUUCCCAUCAAGGUCGGCAUCGCCGGGCAAAUGCCAAAUGCAAGGACCUCAGCUCGAGACUUCAUAGCCCACAAUGGGUUGCCACCGGGUCGCCGCAGUGUUCCCAACACGAGAUACAUUCCCAACAACGCUGCGAAAUCAGAAGCCAGCAACAGCAGCAACAGCCACACCUACCAGCAGAUGUACAACCACGUUAUGUACCGACAUCAGGCGCAACUCGUGGCUGCCAGAAUGCCCGCACCGCAGCCUCCGUCUCGACUUUGGCAACACUCAAAACCCGGCAACAGA
This is a messenger RNA of Notodromas monacha, 583 nucleotides long. Lineage: Eukaryota; Metazoa; Arthropoda; Ostracoda; Podocopida; Cyprididae. The record is from the annotation of a GenBank genome assembly.